ACUAGGGGAAAAAUUAGCAUGUCUCUCUUAGGCUUUCCAUGUUUGAAAAUGGAAUAGAUUGUCGUGCCCUGUCCAGUUGGAACCUUGUUUUGAAGGGUUAUUAUAAAGAAAAACGUAUGGCAUGGUGCUUUCUACUUGAGUUGUUGUUAAAUUUAGUAGGGGCUAUUUAUGAAGUGGGAGGACAUCACAUUAGUUUGUUUUGCAUUAUAUUGAUUCUGAAAGGUGUUGCAUAUUAUUCAUGCAGCAAGUUUGAAGGUGUUACGACAUUUAUUUUUGUGAGAUGGAACGGAACUAGAAAUUUUUACCCUUAGAGGAAAAGAGUAGAUUUCUUUGUGCUGUUCACCCAUGGUUGUAGUGUGGUAGAUUAGAGCAACCAUGCAGUGAACAUUUCUUCAAGAGUUUUUGAUUUAUGGGAAUAUCAGUAAUUUUUAUUCAUCUGAAUUUAAAGUGGACUAUCACUUUUGUUCAAAUGCUUUCUUGAACAAUUUAACUGAGGGUGGUUGAGUGUAGCUGAACAAUGUCUACAAAAUUUCCAAGGUUUCCUCCAAGCAUAAAAUUGUAAUGAAGAUAAGACACAAGACUGGUGGGUGAUAAACUUAAAAAAUGUAGUAUUUUGAGUUGAUUAUUUGAUGUCAAAAGCUAUGGCCCUAUUUCUACUGUUUGUUAGAAUGUGGUGGUGUUGCACAGGCCUUAACCUGUGCGGCUACUAAACCAAUUGAAAUGGGAAGUGAAACAUCAGUUGGAAACAUCUGAUAUGCAUUUUUUCAAGGGUGGGAAUUUAGCUGCCAGGGGCUGCAUGUCCUUUUCCUAAGAUAAGAAAGGGGAGGAUGAUUCUGUGACACUUGGUUGUCCCAAAGCAAGCUCUUUUUUUGCCAGAUAAUACUGACCAAUUUUGAAUCUGCACUUGAGCUCUAUUUUUGGCAUUUCCCAUAACAAAGGGGAAAUGGUUGGAGAUUUGAAGGAACUUGUUGGAGGAAAUAUGCCACAAUUCUUUUGAAACAUUUUUCCUAAUUCUCCUUGUUAGUGAUCUUAUUCUUGGAGAACACAUUUAACCGGUGUCAGUUUUGGAUUGAACAUGGCAUACAAAGUCCUGUGGUGCAAAAUCACCCCACUAUUCCUUAGUUCCCCUGCAUUUCUAUUUUAAAAGGAUAUCAACAAUUUGAGUUGUGAUCUUUUCAUCAACCCCAAAAUGUUUUCAUUAAAAAGGAAUCAGGUGUAUGGCCUGUGCAUUUUUGGAUCAUAGAGGACGUGCAAUUAGUGAAGGAGGAUCUAGCCUGACUGCAGAAUUUUUCAGUUCCGGAGAAGGAUAAAAACACUUGUGCAGGGAGUUCCUCUCACUGAUCUUACCACACAGCCAUUGUAAUUUGGAUUUGUAAUGCAGAACUCUUUUGAUUCCCCCUCUUGGAAGAAGACUUAGAGCAAGAAGACUGAACAAUGGCUCCCCAGGAGAUAUGUUAUGUGAAUGAUCAGUGGAAAGUAAUUGGAAAACUUAAAUUUUUGGUUGAGAAGUUGUGGAAUCUGGCACACCAAAUGGAAACAAGGAAAAUUAAGAGUGGUAAUCGUUGACCAAAGAGGGCAGAAUUUCCUAAAGUUUGGUAGAAGUUGGGUUUGAGGAUGAUUAUUUUUUAUUUUAAUAGAUUUCAAAGUUUGAGAACCAUUUCCCAAUUUUAAGUUGUAAUCAGUUGCCUUGUAUACCCAUCAAUGACCUUAGCCAUGGCCCACAUGAGGAGCUGAACGGUAUAAAUUGUCAGCACCUGGAGAUCUUGUGAGCCAUGACUAUUAUUGCCAGACACCUUUUUCAUUGGUUGUUGGGGAGCUAUUGCCUUCUAUCCAAAGUUACAGAAUCUAUUUUUUCUACAAGAGCCUUUAUCUGUCAGAGAUUGUGAAUGAAAGAGAUGUUGCUUUAAAAAGCUUCACUGCUAACUGAUUAGUGAAAAUUUUGUGACAUUUUCAAGCCUACACUUAGAAUGAUACAAAGAUCAAAGUGCAUCCUUUUGAGGGGUUAAUUUGCAGUGGUGAUUUGGAAACUUUGGAGUUAAUUAAAUUUUAUUUUUAAAACCAGUCAUAUGAACAACACCAAAACCCUUUGUGUCUUUAAAUGGACUAUGGUCUGCAACAAGGUCUCAAAUCAGGCAGUUUGAACCAAAGGACUCAUUUAUAUUUGGGAUUAACUUAUCUGUCAAAGAUGAUUCAUUGGGCAGGGUUUUAUUAACAUUCUACUGUCAAGGAAGGAUGAGAAAACAGAUAAAUGAAACAGAAUAUGUUAGUAUACUGAUUUCCUUUUUUUUCUUUCCCCCAUGCCCUAAUUUUGCUAUACUUAUUUUUUUUUACCUUUUCACUCACUGAAGUGACCAAAGAGGAAAUUCUCCCCACAACAUCCUUAAAAUAUUUUGCAUGAAGGAAAUGAGAAGAAAAAAAAUAUUGUCAACUAGGCAAUACUGUUUGACUAAACAACAAGUCCUUUGAGCUAAAAUUAGAAGAAAUGUGCAGUAGACUGUACAGAGAAUUGAUAUUUUGACAGAAUAGAGAAUUAAUAUUUUGUUUUGGGGAGGAGGGAAGGGUUACUUAACAAAGAAAAAUCUUUCAUUGGUCUUUGGAUAUGCUUUGUCACAUGCAUGCGUGUCUGAGUGCACGAGGUCAAUUAACAGCAGACUUGUUAACAUGAGACAUCAAAAAUAUCAAAAUUCUGCCCUCUUGCAAGGUUGAAAGGACACAAACAAAGGAAACUUGACAAGCAUAUCAUGUUCAUUCAUUUGAUGUUCUCUUAAGUUCAUCAUCAUUAAGCUAAAUUUUUUAUAAAAUAAAAGAUGCAUGAUGAAAUGAUAAGAUGUCUGUCUGAGAGGGAGGGAGGGGUGAAUACCAGUGUGUAGGAUAUAAUUAUCACUACAUAAAUCAAAACUUGGAUGAUUGUCAGGCUUGUAGCACAGCUUACAAGGUCAAAACAGCCUUGGAAUUGCAAACCUUAUUCAAGACAAAAUUGUUCACCCAGGCUGAAGUGAUUUUCUGGGCGAUAAGUACAGAAUAUUCAGAAUUUUGUAAUAAUGCUUCAUUGAGCUGUCUGUUUAUCAGUUUUAAGUGUGGAGAGGGGAGGGUGAUCACAUUCAAACUCACCCACUUCACCCACCCUGCAUACCAACCUUCCUUUGUUAAAGUCAAGUGGUUAAACGAGGCUCAGCGAUAAUGCACUAUAUUUCAAGAUGGCGGACGACGUAUCAACAAAGCUGUUAGUGAGACAUUUACCCUCUCAACUCAGUGUACAUGAUAAAACGGACCUACUGAAACACUUUGGAGCAAAGGAAGUAAUAUGUAUGGAAAGGAGAGGAAAAUUGAGAGAUGCUGCAUUUGCUGAGUUUUCCACCCUAACACAAGCUGCUCAGGCAAUUUCUCAGUUACACCAGUCUGAGGUUCUUGGCAGCCGAUUGACAGUGGAAUAUGCUAAACCUCUUCAUGAACAUCUUGCAGCUCAACAGUGUAGCAGGGUCUCCCCUUCAGUAUCGUUGGAUGAAAACACAAACAACGACAAAGAAACAAGAAAAGUGGAGACAGAACAACUCAGUAACAAAGUUAAAGUGAAGUCUGGUGACACUCAAGGCAUAGCACCAAGUUUAGGAAUUAAGUACAGUUGCAACCCAAGUCUUCACUAUGCCUACCCUCCGGUAAAUACUGCCAUUCUCACCAACAUCGCCCACACAUUGGCAUGUGUUCCAAAAUUUUAUGUCCAGGUUUUGCAUCUGAUGAACAAAAUGAAUCUUCCUGCUCCAUUUGGACAAAUUACCCCCACCCCACCCUUGUUAGGUGAAGUACCAGAAGCACCGCAGCCGGCUUCAUCAGAUGACGACAGAUCUAUGUCCAGUGAUGAGUCAGAAAUAGAGAGUGAUGAAGAAGAAAGAGAGAAAAGAGCGAAACAAAGGGCUGAACACGCCCAAAGAAUGUCUGUUGCCAAACCAGGGAAGACUGCCAAGAAAAGACACAAAGUCAACCUUCCAACAUCAAGACCACCAGCCAAGAAAGUCAAGUCAAGUUCUUCAACCAAACAAAUACCUGUGGAGAAAGCAUUCGAACAGCCUUCUGGCCAACCAAAGAGGAUUGAGUUUAAGCUCACGGAGGCGAUCUCAAAUAUAUUUGAAUCUGCAGCAUACAGUGAGGCCAUAGCUGUUGCUCCUCCAGAGGUAGAAGGGUUUGGUCGAUUUGCGCCUCCUGCAGAUCUUGAAGAUGCCAAGGAUGAACUUGAAGAAGAAGAAGAAGAAGAAGACGAGGAGUCUGUUUCUGAGGAAAGCAGAGAGUAUAUCUCAUCCGCCGAACUGCGCAGAAACAGAAUAAGUACCAAAGAAAUGCCGGAUAUUUCUGCUUUCAAGAAUUAUUCACCUGGAGACCCGACCUGCAGGCUAUACAUUAAAAAUCUGGCAAAAACUGUCGAAGAGAAGGAUCUCAAGUACAUUUUUGGUCGAUACAUUGAUAACAAGAUGGAAGAGGAAAGAGACAGAUUUGACAUUCGGCUGAUGAAGGAAGGUCGCAUGAAGGGUCAAGCUUUAGUUACGUUACCGAAUGAGGAGAAGGCGAAGAAGGCUCUCAGAGAUACACACGGCUACAUCCUGCAGGGGAAGCCCAUUGUUGUUCAAUUCGCACGAUCAGCGAAAGCAAAGGAUUAAGAACAUACUCGCUGCAAGUUCCAGAAGUGAAGGAGCUGCAAAACCCAAAUGAAAUGCAGUAGCCGGACGAUGUGACCAUAGCCAAAUGUUACAAAGGGAAGGGAGGUUCGCUGUCACGUGAUUCGUCCCUUCAGUGCCGCGCCGUACAAAAUGGGAGGUGAUGGACACAAGCGUAGAGUUAAGUCUGGGACCAAGAUCUCUCAGGGGGUAGAGGUGGAUCACACUGGUAUGGUUCGGGUUUUCUAACAGAAUGAGCUGAAGAUUGGACUUAAUGAAAGCAAAUGGCGAGAAAUCUUAAUCUGGCAAUAUGUCCUUCUUUGUGCACUCAAUUCUCUUAACUACAUCUGCAAGAGGGCGUUACAUUUGACCCGUAGAAUUUAAUUUGAUGACGCAAUUGUGACGAGAGAGAGUUACUUGCUGUUAGUGACUAGUUGAUGGAUCGACCAAUCAGAGUCAAGUAUCGAAAUUAUGUGUGUCAUCAGUGUAAUACAUGACAGGAAGAGCCUGGUGUUCAGUAAUAACAAUUUUUUACUAAUAUAUAUUAAGCAUUAUAUGUUUGGAUUUGAAUUCCAUAAAUAAAUAGAAAAAUCAUUCCGCA
Stylophora pistillata is the source of this 5247-nucleotide messenger RNA. RefSeq names its product RNA-binding region-containing protein 3. Gene Ontology annotation, cellular component: U12-type spliceosomal complex. The record is from RefSeq and is a predicted model, not a curated record. Gene Ontology annotation, molecular function: pre-mRNA intronic binding; protein binding; U12 snRNA binding. NCBI's taxonomy places the organism in Eukaryota, Metazoa, Cnidaria, Anthozoa, Scleractinia, Pocilloporidae. Gene Ontology annotation, biological process: mRNA splicing, via spliceosome.